UGCUGGAUCCAUAAUAAAUUUCAUAUAUCAUAGAAUUCAAAAGCUAUUUCCACGUGAAAAUGUUAUUGCAUCAGUGGUUUUGUUGCUAGGACACUCUGAUAGGACCACAUUAUGUUCAAAUAGCCACAAUAGCCUAUUGGAUAGUCUAAAACUUCAACUUAAAGCGGGUACAGGACCUAAAAUGCGUGCAGGAAGUUCCACAGAAUUCUCACAACAUUCUAGUUUAUGUCCACACAAACUGAAAUUUGCUAAGUGCCACCCAAAAAAAUAAGGGAACCAGUGGUCCCCCAGCUCAUGUUGGGGUUGGGGAAAUUAAGCAGCAGAUAAGGUAGCGAAGACAGCUCUGAAGAGGGAGGAGGUAAAUGUGGUGGUCCCAUUAGGAGGGAUGGAAUGUUGGAGCAUCAUAACAGAGGGGCUGACCCAGGAGUGGCAACGUGAGUGGGAGAGAAGAAGAAGGCAGUUUUCUCUAUCCAUAAUUCUGUGAGGAAGGUCAGUGGGUAUGGGGAGUGAGGUUGGGUUAUUGCGGGUUAUUGUUAGUGAUGAAACACACAGAUGGGAAGUGUGAGGAAGGUGGCGAGGUAGAGAUUGAAGUAUGUUAUAUUGCCGGUGGUAUGCUGAGGAUAGGACAUUCUUCCAUGAGCUGACUAACCGCAUUUUUGCUUGUAACAAUUUUGAGCUCAAAUGAUAGGCAAAGCGAAAUACCAAGGAAGCUGUUGUCUUUUCUAUAUUCCACCGGCCUGCACCUACUGGUGUGAGGCUAUUAUUAAUUCGCAUUCCGACCUGAGAAAGACAGCAAUUCACAGUACAUCAUCUAGUCUGCCGGAAACGCACAAGAUGACGAAGAAGACAGCAGAUAGUCUGCUGGAAACUCACAGGAAGAAAAAUAAGUCAACGGAAGUGAAGUGACCAAGAACAAUUUCCACGUUAACGUUUUUAUUUAGACGUUUAUUAAAACCCUGGAACUUAAAAUGACUAAUUUAACUGCACAUCAUCAUAUACUUACCGCAUGUAAUGUCUAAUUCGGGUUAAGGACUUGGUUGAUAGAUGUUAUCUAGGUAAUGCUAGCUAACUGCUAACAAUGGCUAACUGUAUGGUUUUUCACACUCAAAUAGCCUCCAUCAUGGAGGUGCUAGCAAAUGCUGCGGUGGCAGAGAUCUGUAAACUAGUAGACGACGACUAUGCAGUGCUUCGUUUGGAAAUAAGUCAAAGCCAGAAAGAAAACAGGGCAUUGCGGAGGAAACUACUGGAACUGAAGGUGGCACGGGAGCGCGCAGAGAGAACAACACGAGAGCGCGUCCUCGCCAGUAGUGUCAAGAUCCUCGACCGAUACAGAGGAAUGGCAAGAGGUGAAGAACAUGUCACUGGAGGACACAGGAUCUUUGUGAAGCCAGUGGGACAUAAUACACUGAGAGAUGAUAAACCAAUCACUGUUGAUGAGGGGAGUGGAACCUCAACCCAGCACAUUAUCAUGAUAGAGUCUGCAGAGUUUGCAGGUCUUGGGGUCAAGCACGAGAUGUCUGAAGGAGAGGAGGACCCACGGCACAGCAGAGACAUCCAGACUGGAGAGACUGGACCACCCCUUGUAGCCACGGAGGACCCCACCACCACCCCAGCACAGCCCAGGAUCAGAAGCAGCAUCACGGAAGUCAGUGGAAGGCCAGAUGCCGUCCUCAAGUCAGAGACAGACACCAAGACUUUAACUGUAACACAAAAGCAUUUACACAGAGAGAGACAGGGGCUGGGGAGGCUGGGCUGUCCUCCUGCUCCCAGCUCAGAGUAUUUACUUUACGAUAACCCGAGCCCGGUUCAUUCCCAUCGAGACUCAGAUGACGAGACUGGCAAUGAACCGUCUUGUUCUUACACUACAGAGAUGGACCCUGGCACACUCUUGGGUUUAGAGACACAAACUGGUCCAUCUAGAGGUGAUUGGAACCGGUACAGUAGUAGUGUAUACUCUGAAGGGUGCCUAGAUAAGAAAGGGGAGGGUCUGAUCGUAGAUGAUGUGAAAGUGGAGGGCGAUGUUCCUCCCACAUGGAAUGCAGAUAGUCACCUUGGAGACGGACACUCACAGGGCAGAGAUUUCUUAGACAGCAGGGAAAGCUUAAAGACAAAUCUAAAUGUCGCAACCCACUCCCCUUUACAGGCGUUCAGGGAUCGCAACCCAGUGUCCACGUCGAUGGGGCCUUCUGAUUCACACGGCCGCAUUCUUUUCGAUCAGGUAUUGAACUCAAACGACCGGGCUAGAGCCCAGGUUCAGGGAGGGGGAGCUACAUCAGGCAAUAGUAAAGAGAAAAGGUUCCUCUGCAUGUUCUGUAGCAAAGGCUUCAGUUGCUCCCAAAAGGUGGAGAUCCACCAGAGGGUCCACACAGGGGAGAAACCCUUCAGCUGUACCCAGUGUCACAUGCGCUUCGCAGAGGCUGGCAACCUGAAGAGGCACCAGAGGGUCCACACAGGGGUGAAACCCUUCAGCUGUACCCAGUGUCACAUGCCCUUCGCCCAGGCUGGCAGCCUGAAGAGACACCAGAGGGUCCACACAGGGGAGAAACCCUUUAGCUGCUCUCAGUGUGAGAAGAGGUUCUCACGCCAGCACCAGCUUAAGAUCCACCUGAAGGUCCACACAGGAGAGAGACCAUUUACAUGUACGCACUGUGGAAAGAGGUUCUCAGAGAGGAGCUGCCUCAGGAUACACCAGCAGAAAAACCAUUCCACUCUAUAACAUAGGAAGUAACCAUUCCACCCAAUAUCUGAUGUUUAGAUUUCAGCGUUUAAUAUUCCUGGGUAGAAUAUUGCAUCCAGACAUGGUGUAAAAUACAGUAUAAGGCAUAUAUAUACAGUGCCUUCAGAAAGUAUUCACACCCCUUGGCUUUUUCCACAUUUUGUUGUUACAAAGUGGAAUUAAAAUGGAUUUAAUUGUGAUUUUUUUGUCAAUGAUCUACACAAAAUGGAAUUUCUUACAUUUGUUUUAAAAAAUAAAAAUAACACUAUCUUUAUUAGCUUAGUAUUCAACCCUCCGAGUCAAUACAUGUUAGAAUCACCUUUGGCAGCGUAAUCGCUGUAAGCCCUUUCCACACCUGGUUUGUGCAACGUGUGCCGAUUUUAUUCUUCUCAAAAUUCGUCAAGCUCUGUCAAAUUGGUUGUUGAUCAUUGCUCGACAACAAUUUCAGGUCCUUCGCUCCAUUCUGUUUUUUUUUUUUAUCCUGAUAAACUCCCCAGUCCUUAACGAUUACAAGCAGACAUAAGCCUAGGAAGAGUAGUGUGAAUAUUUUUUUUUUUGUAAUAAUUUUGAUUGUUUCUUUUUGCAUUUUUAUAUUUUAGUUUUGGCUGCUCUAGGGUUUGAUCACUAUAUCCUGUGGUCUUGACUCUUAAAGUUGCAGGAUCGUAAAUUAAGUAUUUUGGCUUGAUAGCUUGCUGGCUGUUUGUUUAAUCUGUUUGGAAAUAUUACAACAAGGACUGCAUGCUGUGUCCAGAGGUAACAGAGGAAGUUCCAGUGAAAGCUCCUAACCAAGGGGUUGAAUACUUAGUGGCAAGAAAAAGUUUGUUAACCCUUUGGAAAUACCUGAAUUCCUGCAUA
This is a messenger RNA of Oncorhynchus tshawytscha (Chinook salmon), 3571 nucleotides long. Its product is annotated as zinc finger protein 184-like. The transcript has 3 exons. The coding region runs from base 1079 to 2716 and encodes 545 amino acids. Gene Ontology annotation, cellular component: nucleus. Gene Ontology annotation, molecular function: RNA polymerase II cis-regulatory region sequence-specific DNA binding; DNA-binding transcription factor activity. The record is from RefSeq and is a predicted model, not a curated record. Lineage: Eukaryota; Metazoa; Chordata; Actinopteri; Salmoniformes; Salmonidae. Gene Ontology annotation, biological process: regulation of transcription by RNA polymerase II.